This is a messenger RNA of Fimicolochytrium jonesii, 1048 nucleotides long. RefSeq names its product ubiquitin-conjugating enzyme/RWD-like protein. The record is from RefSeq and is a predicted model, not a curated record. The coding region runs from base 195 to 872 and encodes 225 amino acids. Gene Ontology annotation, molecular function: protein binding; ubiquitin conjugating enzyme activity. The transcript is spliced from 5 exons. Lineage: Eukaryota; Fungi; Chytridiomycota; Chytridiomycetes; Spizellomycetales; Powellomycetaceae. Gene Ontology annotation, cellular component: nucleus. Gene Ontology annotation, biological process: protein polyubiquitination; proteasome-mediated ubiquitin-dependent protein catabolic process.
GAGGGGGGGAAAUUUCACUGUUCUCACGCGUUGGAGACGGACCUGGUGGACGGGCUGGAUGGACGGGACCUAUAGGCGUGAUCUUCAACAGCAACUCCCACAGCCAACACACUGAUACCGAAAGCACCUCCCACUUGCACCUCCCGUUCGCACGUCUGGAUUCCAUUCCAUCAACCCGCAACCAUAAAUCUCCAAUGCCCGACACCCGCCGCAUAGAGCGCGAAAUCCGCCAAGUCCUCGCCGACAAAACCGCCAACGUCCAUGUCGAGGUCCUGGGCGACGACCUCUGCCAUCUCCGCGGCCGCCUCUCCGGCCCAUCCGACACGCCGUAUGCCGGCGGCACCUUCUUUGUGGAUAUCGUGCUACCGGGGAAUUACCCGUUCGCGCCGCCGAAGAUGAAGUUUGAAACGCGGAUUUAUCAUCCGAAUAUCAGUUCGGUUACUGGGGCUAUUUGUUUGGAUAUCUUGAAAGAUGAGUGGUCGCCAGUCCUGACGCUGAAAACCGUGCUCAUAUCAUUGCAAUCCCUCCUCUGCGACGCCGCGCCUGAUAACCCGCAGGACGCCGAGGUAGCAAAACGCUACAUCUCCGACCGCGCGGGCUUCGACCGCACCGCCACCGACUGGACAAAACAGUACGCCAUCACCGAAACCCACGCACCCUCCCAACCGCCGUCACAUCCUACACCACCACCAAAUCCAAAGCCGGAAAAGCAACCCCCACCACCCCCAGAGGAAGUAGGCCUGGACCGCGCCGCGAUAGCGCGGAUGACGGAGAUGGGCUUCCCGAGGGCAUUGGUGGUCAGGGCGUUGAGGCAGAGUGAUGGGAAUGAGGUUAGGGCGCUCGAGGCGGUUUUGGCGGAUAAUGUUUUAUGAGAUGGCGUUGUGGGGGAGAAGUUGGUAGGAUGAUGCAUGCAGGGAACUGGUUCGUGCCGCCAGUGACACGGACGCGGGCCUCGCCUACCCAUGUCCCCUAAUGCUACAGUAGACAAGACGAUAUAGACAGCCCGCUCAAGCAACAAACCCCCAAUUUCACGGACCGGAUGUCGAUA